AUGCUGUUCCUGGGCGCCAGCGACAAUAGUUUUGUUUUCAUUUGUCUGCGGUGCAAGAACUACACUGGCGGUGGCCAGGUACGCUUGGAAGCUGAUUUGUGCGAGGCCCGCCUGCAGGCGGCGCUCGCCGAGGAGUCCCAGCUGGUCCAGGGUGCUCCUGCCAGUCAAGCUGGGGCACCAGCCGACAGCAAGCUCGACGCCAGCAUCCUCCUGGAGCGGCUUGCGAAGGAGCUCAACCGCACGAUGCAGCAGAAGGAGGUGUCCGAGCGAGUGCACAGAAACACCAACCACGAGACCAAGGACCUCCAGGCGCAGCUCAUGGAGACGAUCAGCGGUUUCACGGAGGUCAUCACGGGCCUGCAAGAGCAGUUCGAGGACGGCACGUCCACGCCGGCGACGGCAUCGGUGCCGGUGGAGCGGCUGCAGGAGCAGCUCCGGGACACGGCCGCCCAGAACCGCGAGGCGGGGGCCGAGCUGGAGAGCCUGCGGUGGCAGCUCGGCAGGCUGCAGGCCGCCCGGCUGGAGGCCGAGAAGAGCAGCGGAUCACCGCAGCUGUCGCCCGAGGAGGAGGCGGCGCAGCUGCGGCAGGAGCGCGACCUGCUGCAGGCUCGCCUGGGGGAGCUGAGGUCCACGGGCUCGGUGUUGCAGCGGGACAAUGCGGACCAGGCCCACACCCAGGAACUGAAGCGGCUGCGGCAAGACGUUGAGGCCCUGCACAACACGAAGGAGCAGCUCCGCGAGCAACUCCAGCUCCAGGACCGCGAGCGCCAGGAGCUGCAGGACAACUUCUUGUACGUGAAGAACCAGCUGGACAAGGUCCAGCUGAAGCAGGCGGACGCCGCGGAGGACCUCGCCGAGGGCUGCCCGAGGGAGCUCGCCAAGCACCACGCCGCGGUGCGCCGCGCCGGCGAGGAGCGCGCGCAGCUGGGGGUGCGGGCCGAGGCCCUGCUCCGCGAGAUGGAGCGGGAGAAGGCCUACCACGAGCAGUCGCUGGAACGCGUCGUGCAGGCGAACGCCAGGCUCAUGGAGGAGCGGGACCGCGCCGCGCAGGAGGUGGACCGCCUCGGCCGCCUCUACGCGGAGACAGCCAGGCAGCUGCGCGAGGUGGCCGAGCUGGACACCACGGCGGCGGCCGACGCGGGCGCCCUGGCCGACUUCGGCGGCGCAGAGGGUGGCGCGCCCCCCGUGAGCGAGGAGCAGCUGUGCGCCCUGCGGGACAUCAACAGCGAGGACGAAUGGACGAAAGACGAUUACAUCAAGCAGCUGGCAGGGGACUACGUCUCCAAAAAGAUGGCCGGGCACAGGGGCGAGCUCAUUCGGGACCUCACCAAGGUGGUCUCUGCGACGGUCUCCGACCAGAUCCAGGACUUCGCCGCUCAGCUUACUGAACACUCUCGUGCUGCUGGGAAGCUUGCGGAAGGCUUUGACAGGGGUACCGACGCAACGAUCAUCCGCAUCGUGCCUUCCCAGCUGGUGGACUUGUCUGCGGCGCAGCAAAUCAUGUCGGACUGGAUCGUCAGCUGCGGGAUCAAGGCCGAGUUUUUCACGAUUUCCUCAAGCGAGCAGGUCAUGGCCAUGGAUAAGCAGAUGGCGACGCCCCACAUCGGCGCGGACAAGAAUCCCCGACAAAUCAAGCUGGAUAUCCAGGGCCGCAAGCUCAGGGAGGGGGGCUACCUCAUGGCGGGGUGGGACCCAGUGCUCCGCCUCUCUCCCAACCCUGAGAACAUUCCCUCGGAGGUCGCAUGGGCCGACAACAUUGCGCAGAAGCUGGCGCUCCCGAAGGAUCAGCUGGCGGGGGCUGUCACAGGCAUCAUCUCUCCGCCCGAAGCUGCAGAGUUGAACUUCACGUGCGGCAUUGUCGCCAUCCAGGAGGUUCACCAGGAUAAGAAGCAGCUCGCCGACUUUCUCUCCAAGGUUGCACCACGCGCGAAGGUCUACACCAGCUACUGCGAGGGGCCCGCAGCACGGGGCGGUGUCGCCACGAUCCUUCCCGCUGAAUGCCGCGCUGAGGUCUCUCAGCGAUUUUUCGCCCCUGGUAGGGUUCUACGAGUAGCCCUCCAAUUGGGCGGCUUCUAUGUUUACCACCACAAUGUGCACAACCACGACCUGGCCACUGCCCGGCUCAAGGGAGUGUCGAAAGUUUUGGCUGCUGACCUGAUGGCGACUAUGUUGUCAUUCUUCAUGGUGGCCUCAAUUUUGCUCCACGUGCCCCUCUCCUUCUUCGCCAACCUCACCGCCGACCCGCCCAAGGUACUGCGGGCGGUGAAGCACCCGUCUGACUCGGCCUGCGUCUCCAGCGACCCCGCGACCAUGACAGACCGCCUGAUCGAGCACUGGGCCCCCAUCUUUAAGUCCAAGCCGAUCGACCUCUGCCAGGGCCUGCGGAAUACGGACAUAAAGGUUACCACCGCCACAGUCAACAUCCAGUUCAGCAAAUUGCUCAUGGAUUGGGCACCUCGAUCCCAGAGGGGCUUCAUCCCCAAGGGGAACUUUGGAGUCAACAUUCACGAGCUCGACGUUGCAGCCCGCGCGUGGUCGAACCCCCCUGCGGCUGGCGCUGACCUUCCUGCUCUUGUUGCACUGGGCUUUGGCGCGGCCUGCCCGAUCCUGGCGCAGUCCUUUAUGCUGAUGGUCUUUCGGCAAAUGCAGGCCCCCAGCGCGUUCAUGGCUAUCUUGGAGCAGCUCUAUCAUAUAUUGGACGCGACCGUUAUGAAGAACGGGAUCCCCCUCGGCACCUUCAACAGCUCGGCCUGGCUCCACCUGCGCGGCGCUGGUGGCCCAUCGGUUGCGCCCUGGCUUGCCAUGAGCAUUGGAGCCCUGGCACACCCGGUCGCAGCCAAUGCAGAAGCUGACCGAUGGCAAGCAAUGCGGCCCAUGUCGGUGGGCUUGCAACGAUGCGUUGCCAACCUGAUCAAGACUCGCAUCUCCCACCCCCCGCUGUGGACCUUCCUGCAGGCGCUAGGGGACAGAACUGAUUCGUGGGCUCGCUCGUGGAUCCCCACGCUGAUGGUGAACAUGUACGGCUCUGACUUCGAUCAAUGGAUGCAGUGGCGCCCUGACUAUGUGGAGAACCGAGAGCUGAUGAUGACUUUGAUGCAACGAUGGCAACACACGGUUCCGGCGUCAUCUACCCUGGCGGCUCCGUGGGGGGCGCCCUUCUGCCUGCUCGUGCCGCUCCGCCUGUCCUGGAACAUCCGCCUGUGGACCGUCCUCUUCCGGUGCCUGAAGCAGCCCCCGAAGAUCUCCCUGGCCCACAAGAUCUGGGUGUUCUACCUGAGGAUCAACUCCCACCUGUUCACCCUGCUUCUGAACGCGCUCUUCAUGAUGAUGGGGAUGGCCGCGCUGAAGAACUACCACUACGUCGUGAGCCUGUUCCUGGCGUUCUUCCUGCCACCGCCCAUGCCUAGACCCGCGCCCGACAUCGACAGCAUCUACUGCGUCUGCUCCAAGUACGGCGACUGA
Messenger RNA from Prorocentrum cordatum, 3462 nucleotides. NCBI's taxonomy places the organism in Eukaryota, Dinophyceae, Prorocentrales, Prorocentraceae. The record is from the annotation of a GenBank genome assembly.